GAAAAAAAUCAUCUCUUCGUUCUUCUAUUCUUCAUUCCCGUCAAUAAAUAUUGGGUGGAACAACGAUUUUCUUUACAGUGUGCCUCUGAAAGCUUAUCCUCGCGGUGGCAAAUCACCGGUCUGCCUCGAAUGCAAGACAGUUUGUUUGUCGAUUGCUCAGGUCAAAAUCCUGGCAAACUGCAGAUAGAGAGUUGUGCAGGCGGAUGCUUCACCUACAUGUUCGAGGAUCCUGAUAUACCUCCAAGUUAUGCUAUCGGUGGUGGCUCUUACUGUGAAUAUGACGCUACUCAUCCGAUGUCAAAUAGUAAAGGAGAGCAGGUCUCAGUAAGAGCUCUCACCGAAUUCUGCGGACAGUGGACACCUGUCUGUCAUCAAACGUUCUCUUUUUUACCAAAAGCAACGCUUACAAGUCUCAUUUCAGUACUGGGAGGCGAAGUGCUAAACUGCUAUGAGUGCACUCCUCGAUCGGGUGAGAAUUGCCAUGACAAAGAACGUAAAUGUUCGUCGAAGAAGUACUGCACAAAGCAAACGGUGCAACUUGGAAGUGGAUUCCAGGUAGUCAAGUCCUGCUCAAACAUCAAUAUCAUCGGUCAGGACAACAGCUGUGUCAGCUACGAUGUUGUGACGAAUCCUGGAGGAGUUGCUGUUCGAAAUAAGUACACGCAGUGUUACUGUCGUAAUAAGCAGUUUUGCAACGGAGCAUCGACAUCGGUGUCAGCUCUUGCCAUCAUCGCUGUCAGUUCAUGGCUUCUUCACUGGAGUUGA
This is a messenger RNA of Haemonchus placei, 765 nucleotides long. NCBI's taxonomy places the organism in Eukaryota, Metazoa, Nematoda, Chromadorea, Rhabditida, Trichostrongylidae. The record is from the annotation of a GenBank genome assembly.